Sphaerodactylus townsendi is the source of this 3415-nucleotide messenger RNA. It is a transcript of the gene ARSA, whose product is annotated as arylsulfatase A. The transcript has 8 exons. Lineage: Eukaryota; Metazoa; Chordata; Lepidosauria; Squamata; Sphaerodactylidae. The record is from RefSeq and is a predicted model, not a curated record. The coding region runs from base 883 to 2418 and encodes 511 amino acids. Gene Ontology annotation, molecular function: arylsulfatase activity.
GGAAACAAAAGGCUGAGGUUGCCUCCAGGGCAGCAGAGCGGCCGCCUCACGGUCAGUUGCGGGGGGGGGUGUGACGCACUGGACUCCCCUUCCCCGCCUCUGCAUUUGGGGGAGGGCGGGCGCCCCCAGCCCUGGAGACCCCCGCUUUGCGGCCGGCUUCCCCUCCUGCCCCUCCGACGCCGGGCCUUUCAGAGGCGCCCUCGGGCUCCUCCUCCCCGGAGAGGAAGGCCGCGGGGCAGCGACCCCCACUCGCCUCCUGUUCCGCGCAGCCACUCGAGGGGCUCCUCUGAAAAGGCGGGGGAAAGCGCGCCCCCGAGGCUGCCGCCGCCGCCGCCGCCGCGUCCCUGGGAGGCUGUCCAGCGCAGAGGCCGGAGGAGGGGGGGGGCGGGGGCGGGCAGCAGGGCACGAGACCAGCGGCGGUCUCCGAAGGCAGCCGGGCGGGAACGAGGCUCGGGCGGCCUCACAGCGGCGCGUCCCGCGGGGGCGGCCGGACUUGGGGGCGGGGCCCGCCCCUUUUCGCCCCGCCCCCUGCCCCGCCCCUCGGGGAGACCGGCCGGACCACAAGUCCCGUCGUGCUUCGGGCGCUGGGGGGGGGGGGGGCGGCGGCCGGGGGGGCCCCGGAGCGGUCAGAAGGACCGGCCGGCCGGCGGGCAAGCUGGGCGAGGGGGAGGCUGGGCUGAGCCCCUGGGGCGCACGGCGUGGGCCAGCGGGAAGGGGGGCCAGCCUGGCCUCGCCUUGCAGGGCCGGGUCCCCCGUGGCCCCUCCUCACCUGCUGUGGCCACGCCCCCUCCAGUGCCCGCGGCCGGCGUGCCCCCCUCCCAGCGAGCCGCCGAUCUGCUCCCGGGCACGAGGAGGGCACAGGCGGCGGGCCGUGCCGUGGCCAUGCCUGGCGUGGGGCUCCGUGCCUGGCUGCUGGGGGGCCUGGCCCUGCUGGCUGCGGCCCCCCCGCCCCCCAACGUGGUGCUCAUCUUUGCUGACGACUUGGGCUUCGGGGACCUGGCCAGCUACGGGCACCCCACCUCCGUCACCCCCGCCUUGGACAAGAUGGCAGCGGGGGGCCUGCGCUUCACCAGCUUCUACAGCAGCAGCCCCGUCUGCAGCCCCUCCCGGGCAGGCCUGCUGACGGGGCGCUACCAGACGCGCUCUGGCAUCUACCCCGGCGUCUUUUACCCUGGCUCACGAGGAGGCCUCCCGUUGUCCGAGGUGACCGUGGCGGAAGUGCUGAAGACCCGGGGCUAUGCCACCGCCAUGGUGGGCAAGUGGCAUUUGGGCAUUGGGCCCAACGGAACCUUCCUGCCCACCCACCAGGGAUUUGACCACUACCUGGGGGUGCCUUACUCACAUGACCAGGGGCCCUGCCAGAACCUGACCUGCUUCCCCCCCAACACGCCGUGCUUUGGUACCUGCGACCAAGAUGUGGUGCUCGCCCCCCUGUUUUGGAACCUCAGCGUCGUGGAGCAGCCCGUCUCCUUCCCUGACCUGGGAGCACGCUACGUCACUUUUGCUGAAGACUUCAUCGCUUCCUGUGGCCGCCGCAACCAGCCCUUCUUCCUCUACUAUGCCUCCCACCACUCCCACUACCCCCAGUUUGCGAGCCAGGAAUACACGGGGCAGACCCCCCGGGGGCCCUUUGGAGAUGCCCUCUUGGAGCUGGACAGCUCCGUGGGGCAUCUCUUGCAAGCGCUGCAGGACAGCGGGGUAUACGACAGCACCCUGGUCUUCUUCACGUCUGACAACGGCCCAGAGACCAUGCGCAUGUCCCGCGGGGGCAGUUCGGGCCUCCUCAAGUGUGGCAAAGGAACGACCUACGAGGGUGGCGUGAGGGAACCUGCCCUGGCCUACUGGCCAGGUCGUGUUGCUCCAGGGGUGACCCAUGAGCUGGCCAGCACCUUGGACCUCCUGCCCACCCUGGCAGCCCUGGCGGGGGCUCCCCUCCCCAACGUCACCUUGGAUGGCUUCGACCUCAGCCCCAUCCUCUUUGGAAGCGGGACGAGCCCCCGCAAGACCAUGUUCUAUUAUCCGCCAGCUCCCAACUCGCAGCUCGGUGUCUUUGCAGUCCGCUAUGGCAAAUACAAAGCGCACUUCUACACGCAAGGUGCGUUCCAUAGUGGCACCACGCCUGACCACGACUGCUACGGGCUGACCCCCUUGGUGUUUCAUGACCCUCCGCUGCUCUACGACCUGGAAUCGGAUCCGGCUGAGAAUUACAACCUUCUCGAUGAAGCUCAGCUCAGGCCCGAAGUCCUGGCUGUCGUCAAGGAGAUGCGGCUGCGGAAAGCCACUUUCGACCAGCAGAUGAAGUUUGGGGAGAGCGAGAUGGGGCGGGGCAAGGACCCCUCCCUGGAGCCCUGCUGCUCCCCCCAGUGCACCUCCAGACCGUCCUGCUGCCGCUGUCCGUCUGGCUCUCACCCCACCUGACUCUCUCCUCCGCCCUCCUGCAAUCUACCUCUGGCUCUUUCGCUUAACCAAGUUGGGGGACGUUUAAACUCUGGUUGGCUUUUCAGAGAGGACCCCGUUGCUUCUGUUCUGCCCUGUGACGGGCCAAACUGGAAGCUCCUAGGGGCAGAGCCUCUCUUGCCCUCUCCUGGGGGCUGCUCGGAGGACACUGGGACACUGGGACACUGAUGGAGAUCUCAAAAACAAUCAGGCUGAAACUAUUCCUUCACUCUCCUGGGGGCCGGAGGGUAUUUGCCACACCCAGGAGAAGCCCUGAUGUCACAGGGUGAUGGGGAAUCCCCCCUCCCAUCGCAGGGCGUGCAGUUCCAAUCUGGUCUCCAGCAUCGUGGACCUGGCAGGAGGGUCACAACCUCCUGAGCCCUGAAGGCAGAAGGGAGCUGAGCGCCUUGACUGGCUCAGACCCAGAGGCGUAUCUAGGAAAAAUGUAGCCCAGUGCAAAAAUCUGAGUUCCCCCCACCCUCCGUAUGGGCGGCUGCCCUCUCCUACCAUGACCAAACAAUUUUUUUUGCACCAGAUUAUCUGGUGCAUCGGGGGGGGGGGGAGAGAAGGGGUGUGGGGGCGAUUUUGCAGCCUCCACAUGACUAAAUGGCCGCAGCCCGGGACUGUUGACCCAGAUGUCCCCUGAGCGGUACGCCUCUGCUCAGGCCCUGUCUCCUUGCACUGGCUAAGCCGUCCCUUGGGAAGCCCUGCUUGAACCUUUCCUGUGCAAAAGUGAGCGAAGGGGCUGAGCUUGGCCAAUGUAGUUGGCAACAAUAGCAAAGACUCCCCAGAUAUUCCCAGUUUAAGCUGACCUGCUUCUCUGGGCCAGAGUUGUCCAACCUCUCGAUGAAUUCUAGCCAGAGGUGGGAUCCAGCAGAUUCUCACAGGUUCCCGAGAGUAGGUUACUAAUUAUUAGUGUGUGCCAAGAGGGGGUUACUAAUGGGUGAUUUUGCCACGCGGUUUUGGCCUUAUUUACGCC